AUGACAGUGGAUCCAAACAAAGGUGCAAAAAUUUUCUUUUCUAUUCUUUUCAGAGUGGUUUUCCUUGGUUGGCCAGGUGUUGCUGGUAUUGCAAUUGGUGCAAUUGAUUUAAGGAACACAUUACUUCUUGAAAAAUAUUAUGGUAGUCGUUAUUAUUUAUCCAGUAUUAAAGGUGUUGAGAUAUAUUGUGUGGUAUUAUAUUCUCUUGUUGUUUCUAAUACACUUUUUGUCAUGGUUUUGCUUCCAAUUUUUAGAAAUAUGAUGAUUCCUGCUGUUCUUUUCAUUAUUGAUUUUCUAUUAUUUGCCACAAACAUUGGAUAUAUUGUAUAUUUGGCAUAUUAUGGUUAUAUAUAUGGACUUGGCUUUAGAUUGGCUAUUUCUGGUACUGUUAUUGGAUUGUGGAUUAUAAUUGUAUCUCUUUUUGGAUCAGUUAUUCCAUUGAAUAAAGAAAAGGGGUUCUCCGGAUUAUUUAAACCUCAAAGGUAUUAUUAUGGUUGUUUAUUUGCAGAAUUGCCUAUCACUCCAAAUUUGGAUGUUUAUCCUCCUAACCAUGGUACUGUACAAUAUCAACAGGAGGAAAGUCCACACAAAAAUGAGCCUGAUAAAGUUGUCCCUUAA
Candida tropicalis MYA-3404 is the source of this 618-nucleotide messenger RNA. RefSeq lists its product as uncharacterized. The transcript has a single exon. The record is from RefSeq and is a predicted model, not a curated record. Bases 1 to 618 code for a protein of 205 amino acids. Lineage: Eukaryota; Fungi; Ascomycota; Pichiomycetes; Serinales; Debaryomycetaceae.